This is a messenger RNA of Condylura cristata (star-nosed mole), 1424 nucleotides long. It is a transcript of the gene ALKBH4, whose product is annotated as alkB, alkylation repair homolog 4 (E. coli). The coding region runs from base 10 to 918 and encodes 302 amino acids. Gene Ontology annotation, cellular component: contractile ring; midbody. The transcript has 3 exons. The record is from RefSeq and is a predicted model, not a curated record. Gene Ontology annotation, biological process: protein demethylation; oxidative demethylation; actomyosin structure organization. Lineage: Eukaryota; Metazoa; Chordata; Mammalia; Eulipotyphla; Talpidae. Gene Ontology annotation, molecular function: oxidoreductase activity; actin binding; demethylase activity.
GACGCGGGGAUGGCGGCUGCGGCGGUGGCGGCCCCCGAGGUCCUCCGGGAGUGUGGCUGCAAGGGCAUCCGGACCUGCCUGAUUUGCGAGCGGCAGGGCGAGAGUGACCCGCCCUGGAGGCACACUCCUCAGAAAACCCACCGUUUCAUUUACUUCUCUGAUACCGGCUGGGCAGUGGGGGCCGAGGAGUCUGACUUUGAAGGCUGGGCCUUCCCCUUCCCGGGGGUGACCCUGAUCGAGGACUUUGUGACCCGGGAGGAAGAAGCUGACAUGGUGCAGCUGAUGGACCAGGAACCCUGGAAGCUCUCACAGUCUGGUCGGAGGAAGCAGGACUACGGCCCCAAAGUCAACUUUCGGAAACAGAAGCUCAAGACCGCCGGCUUCAGUGGCCUCCCCAGCUUCAGCCGGGAGCUGGUGCGGAGAAUGGGCCUCUACCCGGUCCUCGCGGACUUCCAGCCCGUGGAGCAGUGCAACCUGGACUACUGCCCUGAGCGGGGCGCGGCCAUCGACCCCCACCUGGAUGACACUUGGCUGUGGGGGGAGCGGCUGGUGAGCCUCAACCUGCUGUCCCCCACCGUGCUGACCCUGUCCCGGGAGACGCCGGGCAGUCUGCUGCUGUGCCUCGCCCCGUCCGGCCUCCUGGCGCCCUUGGUGGAAGGUAUGAUGGCGCCCAGCAGGUCCGUACUGUGCCAGGAGGUGGAGGUGGCCGUGGCCCUGCCCCGCCGCUCUCUGCUGGUGCUCAGCGGGGCCGCGCGGCACCAGUGGCAGCAUGCCAUCCACCGCAGGGACAUCGGGGCCCGCCGCGUGUGUGCCACCUUCAGGGAGCUGUCGGCCGAGUUCGGUCCUGGUGGGAGGCAGCACGAGGUGGGGCGGGAGCUCCUGCGGCUCUCUCUCUCCUUUCAGGGGAGACCCAUGUGAGCUGUUCCCUGGGGACAGGGGUGGCGCUGGGCCUGGCCAGAGCUGCCAGCUCCGGCUGACCAUUCGCCAGAACUGAAGGGGGAGCUCGGUGCCAGAGCCUCUUCUCCCAGCUCAGGAGGUUUCAGAGAACAGAGCUCGGCACCCCGCACCCCGGCAGCCCAAGCCCGCUGGGGAGUCAGCAUUGAUGGACGGCCUCAGAGCCGUGCCCUAGACCUGCCCCCGGCCGCUGUCUGGGCUGUCACACGGAGGACAGUGGGUCGUUUGAGUUUAAAAGUUUGCUGUUAUUUAAAACCAUCUUCUGCUCUGUCCAGCACGCCUAGUGAGGUUCCCUGUACCCGACCUGUGGACUCAUUGAGUAUCAUGAAGCCUGCAGAAGGGAACCGAUAGAUUUGAAGCGGCUACUGUUCCAGACUGCAGAGCUGGUGCCCUUGGGCUCACCUGGGUCCCUGACUCCGUGGGGUGGGGAUACUGUGAGGACAGGAAAAUCUGCCAGCGUGGCGCCCCUC